AUGUCUGUGAAACCUGAGAAGCCCGUUUGGAUGUCCCAGGAGGACUAUGAUAGACAAUAUGGUACAGUUGGAGAUGGCGAGAAUAAAACAGCUAUUGUGGAAAAAACAACUAUUACAACUCAAUCUAGCAGUAAUGUAGUUGUAGGAGAAGCAUCAAAAACAAGCAGUGAUAUUGGCGCCAAUAAAAUUCAAAAACGUAAGAGACAUGAUGAUUUCGCAUUGGAAGAGAAGAAGAGGCGUGAAAGAGAGAGAAGACUGAGAGAAGAACAACUGAAGGAACAUGAGAUUAAAUUGACAGCUGAAAAGAUUACAAACGUCAAUAACUUAGUGCGCGAGCAUUACAACGAGAGAACCUAUAUAGCAAAUCGAACAAAGAGAAACCAAUCCCCAAUUAUCAAGCUUCGAAAUUUUAAUAAUGCAAUCAAGUUUAUGCUAAUUGAUAAGUUUACACAUACAGGUGAUGUUGUUCUAGAAUUGGGCUGCGGUAAAGGUGGUGAUUUAAGAAAAUACGGAGCUGCAGGAAUUUCACAAUUCAUUGGUAUUGAUAUUUCAAAUGCCUCCAUUCAAGAAGCCCAUAAAAGGUACCAAUCUAUGAAAAAUCUUGAUUUUCAGGCCAUUCUUAUAACUGGAGAUUGUUUUGGGGAAUCUCUUGGUGUAGCGGUUGAACCAUUUCCAGAAUGUCGCUUCCCUUGUGAUGUUGUUUCCACCCAAUUCUGUUUGCAUUAUGCAUUUGAGACCGAGGAAAAGGCGAGAAGAGCUUUAUUAAAUGUGUCUAAAUCUUUGAAGGUUGGCGGUAGAUUUUUUGGUACCAUACCAGACUCUGAGUUUCUCCGUUAUAAAUUGAAUAAGAUUGGUAAAGACGUUCAGGAACCCAAGUGGGGAAACCAAAUAUACAGUAUCAAAUUUUCCAAUAAUGAUUAUCAUGAAAAUGGAAACGAAUUUCCAUCGCCAUAUGGCCAAAUGUAUACAUUUUGGUUAGAAGAUGCAAUUGACAAUGUUCCCGAGUAUGUGGUUCCAUUUGAGACACUAAGAAGUCUUGCAGAUGAAUAUGGUAUGGAACUGAUUCUUCAAAUGCCAUUUAAUCAGUUUUUUGUACAAGAGAUACCUAAAUGGGUAAAUAGAUUUUCUCCAAAGAUGAGAGAAGGUCUAACAAGAUCUGACGGUAAGUAUGGUGUUGAAGGCAUAGAGAAAGAACCAGCUGCUUAUCUAUAUACAGUAUUUGCUUUCAAAAAAGUAAGAGAACAUGUUGAGUAA
This is a messenger RNA of Nakaseomyces glabratus, 1254 nucleotides long. It is a transcript of the gene ABD1, whose product is annotated as mRNA (guanine-N7)-methyltransferase. Gene Ontology annotation, biological process: 7-methylguanosine mRNA capping. Gene Ontology annotation, molecular function: mRNA 5'-cap (guanine-N7-)-methyltransferase activity. NCBI's taxonomy places the organism in Eukaryota, Fungi, Ascomycota, Saccharomycetes, Saccharomycetales, Saccharomycetaceae. Gene Ontology annotation, cellular component: nucleus. The record is from RefSeq and is a predicted model, not a curated record.